CCGUGUUCAAGACGUUCUUAGCCAGUCGUCGCGUAUCGUUCUGGUGUGCGAAUCAUGUCAAAUAGUUCAGAGCAAUCAAGUGUGUAAAAUAAACUGUACUCCGAUUGGCGAAAUGGAUCCAAAAAAUGGUGAAGAUAUUCGUCGAAAUAAUAAGUAAAACAAGAAUGUAGUGCGGGAGCCGAAGUUUCGUAUGGCCGUUGGAACGGUGGUCACAGUCUCGGAGGAGAAAUCAUUUCGUCUAUUUUCACGGUCGUCCAUCUUGUCUUGUGCCACGCCAAUCAAACUCCACACAGCAUACUAUUUUAUGUACUCAUAACCCCUAAACUCGGUGGAAACACCGAUACAGGGAAAAUCGAGUGUAGCAGCAUGGAUGCUAAUGUAGCGGUGGAGGAGGACUUUUCAUUUCAACUCGGUGAAAUGUUCGACAGCUACGAGGAACUCGAGCAAAAGUUAGAAUCAUUUUCUAGGCGGAGUUUGGUCCAUUAUUGGAGAAGGGACAGCAGAACGGUCAGCGGCGCGCAUAUGAAAACAGCCCGACCGAUCAGCGAACGGCUACGCUAUUACUCCGUCAAAUAUGCCUGUAUUUACGGCGGCCAGAAGUUCCUCCCACGGGGAGCCGGCCGUCGGCAGUCCCAGUCUAUUCGAACAAAUUGCCCCGCACACAUUAUGCUCAGAGCAUCAAAAGAUGGAAAAAAAUUGGAGGUGACAAGUGUCAAUAACGAACACAAUCAUGAAAUUUCAGAGGAACUCUUCAAGAACUUGCCGCAGGAAAGGAAACUUUGCGGUGAAAUAAAGCAGGAAGUACAGGAUCUCAUGCAAUUGCACAUUGAUCGAAAAAGGCUGAAAGAAUAUGUACGAUUACGUACCAACAAAGUAUUGCGAUCUAAAGAUUUGUUCAAUAUCGCUGCUGCGAACAAGCAAAAAAGAGAAAUUACCCCAGAAAGAGCCUAUCAAUUAUUCAAAAAGAUUCACGACAUAGAAAAGUUGCAGGGAUGCAAAAGUGGAUCAAAACGGUACUCAGAGUCAGAGGAUGAGAUUUCAGAUAGCAUUAAGAAGAUUAAAAAGGAACAUGAAUCGCCUUGGGGCCAGGAUCAGAGGCUGGUAGAGCUGGAUGCGAGUGAGGAAAAUGACGGAGAGGACUGCUAUACGGCUCAGCUCACGCAAGAAGAAGUGGUUGACGAUAUUGAUGUAUCUGAAGAACAUCUACUAACAGCAAAUAAUCAAGGGGAAAUAAUGACCGCUGAUGGGGAAAUAGUUGGAGAAUUAGUAAUGGAGGAUGGCGAUCCAUCGGUAAUAGUCGAAUCAAUUGUUAAUGCAGAUGGUUCUGUUUUUGUUGAUGAACGAGAAUUCAACAGCUACUGUGAUAACCAUCUGUCCCAUCACGUUGUUGACGACAGUCAGUCAUCUACUCCACCAGUAAAUCUAUUGUCCAUAAUCAUCUACAUCUCAGUUAUAGACAUUACUUCGUUGACGGGGACUUCAGAAAUCGACAAAAUCACAACUUCACAAGCAUCUCCUAAUCAAUUGCAACGACAUAGAUCAUUGUCACCUAGAUCCCAAUUUGACCCAAAAUCAUCUGAAACAUUCAGCGAACCUGCAGAGUCUAGAAUUUGGAUUAUGAAGGAAGCCGCGGCGGCUGAGUCGGAGCCAGAAAGUAGUCUAGAAAGCGAGGCCAACAUGAUGAAGUCGCCUAAGAACCACAAGGACGACGUUGAACCUACGAAUGUUAUUUUAUCUGAAGAAACUAGCCAUCAACUUCUGCAAGAACAACUGGCAGUGCUCAGAGCUGAGAGGGGAAAAUUAUACCAUGAGACUGAAAUGCUGAAGCUGAAAAAAGAUAAACUAAAGAUACAGAUGAAUUGCUACUCAAACGAAAUUCGAAAGCAAGAAAUGGAAAAAGAGAAACUGAGGCUUGAAAUUAAGUUAUUGCAAUCUAAAGUUAUGGAGGAGGCGAAUGACGUUUCACAUUACAUUUUCGUGCCUUAG
Messenger RNA from Neodiprion fabricii, 1986 nucleotides. RefSeq lists its product as uncharacterized. Bases 367 to 1986 code for a protein of 539 amino acids. The record is from RefSeq and is a predicted model, not a curated record. Lineage: Eukaryota; Metazoa; Arthropoda; Insecta; Hymenoptera; Diprionidae. The transcript has 5 exons.